Corythoichthys intestinalis (scribbled pipefish) is the source of this 3486-nucleotide messenger RNA. RefSeq names its product spondin 1a (gene spon1a). Gene Ontology annotation, cellular component: extracellular matrix. The transcript is spliced from 16 exons. NCBI's taxonomy places the organism in Eukaryota, Metazoa, Chordata, Actinopteri, Syngnathiformes, Syngnathidae. The record is from RefSeq and is a predicted model, not a curated record. Bases 229 to 2655 code for a protein of 808 amino acids. Gene Ontology annotation, biological process: cell adhesion.
UUCCAUGCUCGUCCAUUUUCACGGACCCCCUCUUAUUCUCGUUCCACUCUCGCCAGACGCCUCCAGUGUGCGUGUCGUCCUCGGAGAGUGCACAUCGUCGCACCUCAUCCGAUUCUUGCGUUUUCCCGCACACCAAACAUGGAUGCAGCUUCCUAGCAGACAACAUUUUGGAGUAAAACAGGUCUUUGUUGGAAGUUUGUUUUCCUCUGCAAGUUCCCGAGCGUCAGGAUGUCGUCGCGCAAGCUGGAGCCACGCGUCAUGCUCAUUCUGUGCCUUAUCUCCACGGCGGCGUGCAACACUUCCAUGUCCACCGAGGAGCCUUCUGACACGGGCGCCAAGUCGGACGGCUACUGCAGCCGCAUCCUGCGGGCUCAGAGCGCCCGGAGGGACGGCAACAGUGAGUUCAGGCUGCGCGUGGAAGGAGACCCCGAGAGCUACCAGCCAGGGAGCACCUACAGAGUGACUCUUUUUGCGACCAACCCCUCUUACUUCAGAGGCUUUACCCUCAUUGCCUUGAAAGAGGGUGCAGAAGGCGACAAGGAGGAGGACUAUAUUGGAAAUUACCAGAUAAUUGAUGAGGAGGAAACCCAGUUUAUGAUAAACUGCCCACCUGCAGUGACUGAGGGGACCCCUCGUCGACGGACCAGCAUCCAGGUUUUCUGGACCGCGCCCCCUAGCGGCUCUGGUUGUGUUUUCCUCAAGGCAAGCAUUGUGCAGAAGAAGAUCAUCUAUUUCCAGGAUGAAGGCCCUCUCACUAAGAAAAUGUGUGAGAAAGAAUCUCUGUAUGGUGAUGCCACAAAUCAACCCCUGCUUGACUGCUGUGCCUGUGGAACAGCAAAGUACAGAGUCACCUUCUAUGGGAACUGGUCAGAGAAGAUUCACCCUAAAGACUACCCACGUCGUGCCAAUCACUGGUCAGCCAUAAUUGGCGCAUCCCACUCAAGGAACUACAUGCUGUGGGAAUACGGAGGAUUGGCCAGUGAUGGGGUCAGACAAGUAGCUGAGCUAGGAUCACCAGUUAAAAUGGAGGAGGAGAUCAGACAAAAGGGUGAUGACGUCCUGACCGUCAUCAAGAUGAAAGCACAGUGGCCGGCUUGGCAGCCACUUAAUGUGCGAGCUGCACCAUCCGCGGAAUUCUCGGUUGACCGUGCCCGUCACCUUAUGUCCUUUCUGACCAUGCUGGGGCCAAGUCCUGACUGGAAUGUGGGUCUGUCUGCAGAGGAUUUGUGCACCAAAGAAUGUGGCUGGGUCCAAAAAGUAGUCCAAGAUCUCAUCCCCUGGGAUGCAGGCACUGAUAGCGGGGUGUCAUAUGAGUCACCUAACAAACCGACAGUGCCCGAAGAUAAAAUCCGUCCUCUGACCAGUUUGGACCAUCCUCAAAGCCCUUUCUAUGACCCUGAAGGAGGAGCUAUCAGUCCUGUGGCCAGGAUUGUAGUGGAACGUAUUGCCAGAAAGGGAGAGCAGUGCAACAUUGUACCAGACAAUGUGGAUGACAUUGUGGCAGAUAUUGCCCAGGAGGAGAAAGAAGAAGCAGAUGACACCCCCGAGACAUGUAUCUACUCCAACUGGUCUCCAUGGUCGGCUUGCAGCUCGGCAACAUGUGAAAAGGGGAAGCGGAUGAGGCAGAGGAUGCUCAAGGCCCAGCUGGAUCUGAGUGUUCCCUGUCCGCACACCCAGGAUUUCGAGCCUUGCAUGGGGCCGGGAUGCAGCGACGAAGACGCAUCCACCUGUAUGAUGUCAGAGUGGAUCACUUGGUCUCCAUGCAGUGUGUCAUGUGGGCAAGGUACACGUUCCCGGGAACGUUAUGUUAAGCAAUUCCCAGAUGACGGCUCAGUCUGCACUCUACCCACGGAGGAGACCGAAGACUGUGUCGUCAACGAGGAAUGCUUUCCCAGCAGCUGUCUAGUAACUGAGUGGGGGGAAUGGGAUGCCUGCAGUGCCACUUGCGGUCAGGGCAUAAAAAGAAGGGAGCGUAUGGUGAAGAUGCCUCCUGCAGAUGGGUCCAUUUGUGGAGCUGAAGUUGUGGAAGUCGAGAAGUGCAUGAUGCCAGAAUGUCAUACAAUCCCAUGCAUGCUGACUAUGUGGUCGGAUUGGAGUGACUGCAGCGUCUCAUGUGGCAAGGGUCUAAGAACACGGCAACGGAUGCUCAAGUCGCCUGUUGAGCUAGGAGACUGCACAGAAGAGUUGGACCAGGUGGAGAAGUGCAUGCUACCGGAAUGUCCCAUAGACUGUGUCAUGUCCGAGUGGAGCGAGUGGUCUGAGUGUAAUAAGUCCUGCGGUAAAGGUCACACGAUCAGGACACGCACAGUCAAGUUGGAGCCUCAGUUUGGUGGAGACCACUGUCCUGAAAGUAUCCAGAGGAAGAAGUGUAAGGUCAGGAAGUGCACCAGAUCAGGACAGGGAAACGGUGAAGAGAAUAAACGACGCAAGGAGUCGCGAGAAAAAAAGAGGAGCAAACAGACCAGGACUGCGUUUGCCUAUGAGCAUCCAGGAUGUAAAAUGAGGCCAUGGUCAAGCUGGACUGAAUGUACCAAAGUGUGCGGCGGAGGUAUUCAAGAACGGCUAAUGACUGUGAAGCAAAAGUUCAAGACUGCACAAUUGUCCAGCUGCAAGGACAGGAAGGAGAUUCGAGCAUGUAACGUGCACCCUUGUUAAGAAGAAUACUAGUACAUGGGAGACAUUUCUGGAGCUGAGAACAAGCCCAGGCAUUGUACAGUAUGUUGUCACACAAUGGCCCAGUGCACUCUAUUUAGAGCUCUGACGGCACUUUAAUGUCAUAUUCCAUACAAAAAAAACCCCAAAAAAAAGUCAAACUUUUUUCGGACAUGGAGAAAUGUGGGGUGGGUGGGAAAUUAAGGUGUCUGCUGUCCUCUCCAAUUUUAUUUUUCCUGUGAUGUUUCAAUUCUGUCAAUGCAACAUGAUCAGUUUUAAUUUUAUUCCAUCGUCCUGUUGAAGGUUAAUAGAUAUAAAGAGGCUUCGUUCAAAUUUUCUUGGUGUUAUAAUUACGACACAAACAUGAGGAUCUGCGAUUUCAAACCAAACUGACUUUCCCGUACUGUAGCUCUGAUACACUUCAAGAUGACUGUAAAUGUGUUGUGGUGUAUCAUGGAAAUAUUCAGAACUAAUUUAAUAAAUUAAUAGUCAUUAUAUCUUGUGGUAUCCUUAGUAUCACUAUAGUAAUUUAAAAACACUGGUGCUCAGCCUUCCCAAUUCUUCACUGCCUUUUGUUGUUGAACCCCCCCUUCCCCCCAUACCCCCAAUAAUGUUGUUUUAUAGCUGCACCACAAUUCGAAUAAUAAUUUAUAACAUUUUUAAAUAUCUAGAUAUUCCCCCCCUUGUGAUUUUCUUCUUUUUUUUUGUUUUUAAAAAUAAUGUCUUAAGAUUCCUUCCAAAGUGUUGUGUAGAUGUUAUGAAGAUGUUUUCUGCCCUCUUCGUUCCUAUAACGUGUUAAAAUUUUGGAAUAACAUCACCUUUACAAUAAAAGUA